GACAGACAGUCAGACGCUCACGCAAGAGACGUGGGUCUGAUUGUCAUCUGAGAAUUCAUGCUGUUGGUGUUCACCUUGAAGGACAGUAGCGUACCGACACUGACAUUAGUGGGAUCCAAAAAGAUAUUCCCUAAUUUAUAACAAACCUUUAUGUAAAAUAAGGCACCACCAACAAAUAUUGCAGAAUGAAUCAAAUGAAAGCUCCAGGGGAAAAAAAACAGACUUGUGGAACAAUUUGUCUCAAAUACUUGCUAUUUCUCUUCAAUAUUCUCUUCUGGCUGGCAGGAGGGACUGUGCUGGCCGUGGGCGUCUGGACUUUAGUGGAGAAAAGUGACUACGUCAGUUUACUGAAUUCUAACUUGUACUCAGCCUCGGCCUACACCCUGAUAGCUGCUGGGGCCGUAGUGGUUAUGAGUGGGAUAGUUGGCUGCUGUGCCACUUUAAAGGAGAUGAGGAGUCUGUUGAUUGUGUAUUUAGUUUUGUUACUGUGUAUUUUUCUGCUGGAAGUCAUCGCUGGUGUCAUGGCCUACAUUAACUACCAAGAUUGUUUCCCUUUCUGCAACCAGCUGGAUGAGGAGCUCAGACAGAACCUGAAAGGCACCAUGGUGCAGAAGUACAAGCAGCCAGGAGAAGAGAGCAUCACACAGGCUGUGGAUAGACUACAACAGGAAUUCAAGUGUUGUGGGAGUUUUAACUUCUCAGACUGGAGAGAAAGUGUCUGGAUCCAGGCAGGGAAAGAGCAGCUAGUUCCUGACAGCUGCUGUAAAACUCCCACUGAAUUCUGCGGUCGCAGGGAUCACCCCUCCAAUAUUUACAAAGUUGAGGGGGGCUGCAUCAUAAAAUUAGAGGAUUUCAUUUUGAAUCAGUUAUACAUUCUUGGAGCAGUUGGAAUUGGGAUUGCAUUUUUACAGCUUGUGGGAAUGAUGUUCACGUGUUGCCUUUAUAGGAGCUUAAAAGAAGAUCCAUACUGAUACUGAACCCUUUGAUCACUGCUCCCGUUUUGUAAAGGGCAUUUUCAUAAACCAUAAACCAAUAGUGGCAAGAUUUCUCUAAAAUUAUGAGAUUAAGACUUUCAUUUGAUAAGAUACUUCGCUGCAGGACAGCAUUGGCUGUUUACGUCUUAAAUGUUACUAAAUUAACAUUGCAUAGAGUUCUCAUCACACCAAUGGAUUUUAAAGAGCAAAGUGUUUGAGUUUUUUUUUGUUUUUUUUGAGGGGGGUGUAUAACAAUGUAUUUAUAUUAUGAUAUAUAAGUAUUUAGUGACAUAAUCUAAAGUCAUAACUACUUUUUUUUUCUUUUGUUUUUUCUUAAUUCAAAUAAAGUAUAUUUGUCAUU
Molecule: messenger RNA, 1335 nt
Organism: Oryzias latipes (Japanese medaka)
Lineage: Eukaryota; Metazoa; Chordata; Actinopteri; Beloniformes; Adrianichthyidae
Gene: cd151
Product: CD151 molecule
Biological process (GO): cell migration
Cellular component (GO): plasma membrane
Source: RefSeq, a predicted model, not a curated record